AUGCUCUAUUUCAUUACACCCGAGUAUGAGCGCAAUCAGUGGCGACCCUUUGACUUGGGAUUAAUCCGACUCAACACUGCUAUACCAUUGGACGGGACGUCAGGUGUGACGGGAAUUAACGCCAUUUGUUUGCCCGAAGAGUGGCUCGUAAAUGAGGAGAAAGAGUACGUAAUAUUGAAUGGUUUCGGUUUCGCUGACAAUAACGGUAUGGGUUCGGGAGUACAACGCAUUGGCUUUGCACGCAUUGAGAAGGCAUACAUCGAUCCCAACAAUACUUUGCAACGAAAUGCCGCGCUUUACGCCCGACGCAUACCAUUCCCAACUGGUUCGGCCACAUGUAAGGGUGAUUCUGGCAGUCCCAUUGUACAGUAUGUUAAUGGCGUGGCUGUUGUUAUCGGCAUCAUAUCCGGCAGUGACAAAAAUCCGGGCAAGUUUUGUGUGGCCUUUUUCAAGAAGUUUACGAGCGUUGAAAGUGGGCCAACACUGGGCGCCGAAAUCUAUUGGCUAACCCCUGAGUUGAGACAGUGGUUAAAACAGUAUCGACAGGUGCCCGACGUUAAUGGUGUCCUCAUCUAUGACUUCUUGGAUGAUAAUAAUGAUCAUUGGGCUAAUACAGGUGUCCGGAGGUAUGACGUGAUUACUGCCAUCAAUGGAUCAGAUGUGCGAUCGCUGGACGACUUGUAUCAGGCCGUCGAUGAGCUCAAGAUAUCGGGUGUAAUGAAUGUCGUGGUAAACUCUGAUGGAGUGGUCAGACGGCUAGUACUUCAGCCGACGGUCGGCCCACAGAUCGCGCCCUCUGUUUGUGUUUAA
This is a messenger RNA of Medioppia subpectinata, 810 nucleotides long. NCBI's taxonomy places the organism in Eukaryota, Metazoa, Arthropoda, Arachnida, Sarcoptiformes, Oppiidae. The record is from the annotation of a GenBank genome assembly.